CGAAGGAAAUUCUCCAGCUUUGAUGCGGAAACUCAACAAACGUGGUUAUGACGUCACACACAGAAAACAUUUCGCUUCGGUUGUUGCCGAGUUAUCGGGCAAAGGGUUGCAAGAUUUCCACGUGGUGGCGACCAUCGGCAACGGAGCUUUCGGAUUGGUUGAUCUUGUCACCCUGGCGACCAAUCAGAACUGCGCAUUCGCUGUUAAGAAAAUGUCAAAUCAAGAAAUCGUUUCAAACGACCAGCAAAACCACGUGACACAAGAGAAAGAAAUACAGUUUGUGACGUCACAAGAGUGUCCAUUUAUUGCGUCACUAUACACAUCGUUUAAAGACAAAAGGUACGUUUAUUUCGUCAUGGAAUAUUGCGCCGGCGGGGAAUUAUUUAAAUUGAUGACGUCAGCAAAAUCAUUCGACCGGAAAGCAGCGAGAUUCUACGCAGGUUGCGUCAUAGAAGCUUUAUCGUAUUUACAUUCAGGAAACAUCGUGUAUCGCGAUUUGAAGCCGGAGAACCUGGUUCUUGAUGGAAGAGGUUAUUGUAAACUUACCGACUUUGGAUUCGCAAAGAAAUUAUCGAAAAGAUCUGGAUUGAAAACUUUCACUUUCUGUGGGACUCCCGAAUGCAUGGCCCCUGAAGCUAUACUGUAUAAAGGCCAUUCGUUUCCGGUUGAUCUUUGGUCGCUAGGUGUCUUCAUUUACGAGAUCGUUGUAGGGAAAGCCCCCUUCCGAAACCGCAACAAGGACGAGCUUGGUCAAUCCAUCCUGCGCGGUGUCGAGCCGAAGUUAAUUGCGGCGAAAGAAGCCAAACGUAUUGAUGACGUCACAGUGGCUAUUGUUCGUGAAUUAUGUCAAAUGCGACCUGAAGAUCGACUUGGUGCUGGAAGAAUGGGCAUUCAUGACGUCACAAAGCAUUGUUGGUUCGAUGGCUUCGAUUGGGAAUUAUUACGUCAGAGGAAAAUGGAGUCGCCUUGGAAACCUCAACUCAACAGCGCCACCGACGUCCGAUAUUUUGAUGUUUAUAAUAAAACUCCCGCGAGUGUAUCGGGGGAAUUCCCUGGGUGGGAUGAAACUUUUUAAAGUUCAAAAUAUUUGAUUUGUAAACUUUAUGUUCUAGUUAUACGUGGGUAGUUGUGUUGUUACUGUGCUGUGUAUGUAUCUUCAUUUAUUCUUCACAAAAUAAAGACGGAAUUUUAACUCACAGCCGCUGAGUAGUUUGGAUAAUUUCAGCUAUUGUUUUACAACAAAAUAUCAUAUUAACAAAAUAUUAGUAUCUUGAUGAAAGUCACAAACGCCCACAAUAGUGGAAGCAUCUGGUCCCGAACCCAUGCACUCUGUGAUAUGGUAGCGAGAGUUUUAACCGCUAAGCCAUGUGUCCAAUAAAAAGGACUAGAGUUAAAAUGUUUGUAAAAGAUAUUUUGUCGCAAAAUCCGAACCCCGAGGUUAAGAUUGUCCAUUGUAAGAAUUUGAAAAGUAUAUCCUGGGCAACACAUGAAUAACUCGAUGACGUUGAGAGUAAAUGUAAAAGUGGUUGCUCUGUGGUUUGCGCCUCGAUGUAAUACCUCACUCGUUUAGAAUAGAAAUGAUUUCAAAAGUAAAUUCACGCUGGAAAUAGAGUAUCAAAAUCGCGAAUCAUCGUGAACUUCGUUUGUUACGUCGCAAUGCUGAUCUGAAGCUGAUUGGUCAGAUUGCUCACGUGACCGACGACUCGCACCAGCUGAUAACGCCUUGAUUGCUCCGCGCAUAAAACGCCUCUUCUACAAAGCUACCACGUUUCAGUUUAGAUGAAGGUUCCAGACCAGGUUACAAGUUAAAAGGUUUUAACAAGUUUACUUGCAAGACUUGAAAGUCACGUGAUCGGCUUGUCGAAUAUAUUCGAGCGUCUCCAAUGUAUUUUCGCUGCUGAAUUGUGACGUUUGAUUCAUCAGUUGUGACGUAUUAUGCUGACAUCGUGACGUCACUAUGGGGUUACAAUUUUGCGGUGCUUUAUAAACAACUCGCUGUAGCGAAACACAGGGAAGGAGCUCGGUUUUGUAAUAUUGUGACGUCAACAAUAACCUUGAACGGGUUAUCUUGCGCCCCCUGGUGUGAAGAAGAUGUCGAUGGGUUCCGGAUGUUUCGGGACGGGAAGUGACGUCAGCAGAACAUUCUUUCUUUUGCUGCGUCAUAUCCUUACUAUAAACGAAACAAAACUUUGACCCAUUUACUAUUACAAAUUUUGUUUAACUUUUCGGU
This is a messenger RNA of Ciona intestinalis (vase tunicate), 2230 nucleotides long. NCBI's taxonomy places the organism in Eukaryota, Metazoa, Chordata, Ascidiacea, Phlebobranchia, Cionidae. The record is from RefSeq and is a predicted model, not a curated record.